UAGGAAUAGAUGAGGUAUUUUAUAGAGAUUGCAUUCAUAUUUCCAGAGAAUUCCAAGAAAUUAAUAAAUGUUUUGGAUUUAAAAGAGCUGAUCAUAACAUGACAAAUAAUCAAUUUCCAUAAAUAUUUUACAAUUUUAUUAAUUCCCAUGAUUUUUCCAGCCCUGGAAAUCUUCAUUGUAAAAUUCCCAGAUAUUUCCAGGCUUUUCAUGAGCGCAAGAACCGUGUAUUCAUGUUUUCCUGGAAACAUUUGUUGAUGCUCUAUAUCACACGAUUAAUCCUCAUAUGGGCAACAUCAUAAGCUACAGGAAAGAGUCAUAAAAAAAGAGACCAGAAGAGGCCAUUUCUAAGCUGUAUCAGCUGAUGUUUUUUCUCUUCUGCCCCCUCCUCAGUCCAUCUAUCUCUCUCUCUCUCUCUCUCUCUCUCAGGCACAGACUGUUCUAAUGUUAGUCCUACUUACUGAUGUGACCCACGCUCAUACACAUAGUGGACUUUGUAGCUGUGAGGACCAACCGCACGUUCCUCUUGUUUCUUUCAUUUUCUCUUGAUAGGAGCAAUUAUGAGGACCCAUAGAUGAGGACUACAGGAAGCAAUUCCAGGCGAUUUCCAGGUGAAUUCAUCAUGAUGGAGAAGGACGGAUUCUUUUGGCGUAGACUAGUGGAUGUUCCUGUUUGCUGAGGAACUGUUACAACAACAUUUGGUGAACAAUGCAGACCAGGAUGAACAUUAUAAUUUCCUCAAGUUUGAUGACCCUUUUGAGCCUGUGUGGGACAUCAGCAAGUUGUCCAUCAGUCUGUUCCUGCAAUGUGAACCAAACAGACUGCAGUGAACUUAACCAACUGGCUUCUUUGGACUCCAUCCUGGACCAGCUUCCCUUCAACACAAGCUACCUCAACCUCUCAAAAAACAACUUCACCAUUGUGGAACCUGGGAGCUUUUCCAAUCUCAAUGGCCUGCUACAUCUAGACCUCUCCAGAAACCUUCUUUCCACCAUCAACCCUGGGUGUUUUUCCAAUUUCAGUGGCUUGCUACAUCUAGACCUCUCCAAAAACCUUCUCUCUAGAGUUUUUCCUUCUAGCUUCUCCCAGCUGAACAACUUGGAGUUCCUGGAUCUCUCUGAAAACCUCCUUGUGAGGCUCCCCGUUACCCUGUUCUCUGAUCUUGGCAGCCUAACAGAACUGGUUCUAAGAGGCAACAGGCUUAAGGAACUGAACCCAGACCAGUUCAAAGGCCUAACUGAGCUUAGGCAUCUGGAUCUUUCCUUAAACAGUCUCAUCUCCAUGCCCACACAUCUACUGGAUGGGCUCCAGAACCUAGUGUGGCUCUCGCUUGUGGGCAACAAGCUGAGAACCCUUCAGCGGACUUCACUUGAGCCAGCGACUGCUCUACAGCACCUUCUUCUCGAAGGAAACCCCUGGAAUUGCAACUGCAACUUAAUCCCACUCAAGCACUGGCUGGAAUGGAUCAUAUAUACAGGUGGCGAUAUAGAUUCCGCCAACUGCUCCUUUCCUUCUAAUUUUCAUGGUAAGGAUCUUCGCAGUAUCCCUAUGGACAUGUUCAGACACUGUUACCCCCUCUAUCUCGAGACCAGGAACCCAUCUGCUGCCGAGGGCCACCAGGUACCAGCCGGAUCAGCAGGAGACUGUAUGCGCCAGCGUUAUCGCCCCGUGAGUGUGCGCCGAGCGACCGCCACAGUGGUGAUAGCUGGGGUGGUGUGCGGCGUGGUAUGCGUGCUGAUGGUGGUGACGGCCACCUACGGCUGCAUCUAUGCAAUGCUGGUCGCUAAUGAACAGCAGCAAAUGAUGAUUGGGAACAGCCAGCAGCAACAGCCGCUGAUGGUGGCAAAGGAACCAGAGCAGGAUGAAAAAGAAGAUCUGAUGCCAACUAUCGGAAAGGGAGCAGAAGCCACUGAGUGUGUAGGGUGGAUGGCAUUUCCUCCAGAAGUGUGUGUUUAAAGCACAUGAGGAGUUUUUUGGAGCUUUUUUUUUUUUUAUUAUUGAUGUACAUUGAUUUAUAGAUGUUUAGUUUGGGAGGGAGGGUUGGAGGGCAAAUUGAUCCUACUAAUUGAUUCAAAAAGACAAAAUAUAUAUAAAAAAAUAUUCUUAAGUGGUACUUACUAAAGGUAUCAAAUGAUAUUUCAAGUAAUUUUUUUAUAUUUUCCUAUGAAUUCUCCUAACAAACCAACUCUGCAUUUGAUUUCUUAUGGUUGCUGUCAAUCAUAUGUUAAUUAGCAUAUUAAAUAGUAUAUUUUUCUAAAAUUUAGAAACAGACUAUAUUUUAAAUGUGUAAAUGUUCAGUAUACAAGUAUGAUACAUUUUAACAUUCUGAGCGAUAAUUAUGAUAGUUAUAAGCUGGUCAUUAUGUUAUUAAAAUUCUAUACUAUUUAAUCAAAAUAAAUGGAAAAUUAUAGACUAAAGACUAAAAUCAAUCAUUUUAAAUGCUUUAAAGUGAUUACAUUCAAGUGACGACACAAAUGACAUCACUACAUUAUAAUGUACAAUAUGAAAAUGGAUAUUUAUUUUGAAAUUUGUGAAUAUUUUAGUGAGCAUUAUAUGGUGACAAAGGUAAUCGAAAUGUAAAAAUAGGUGAAAUGAGCAUGAACAAUUAAAUAUUUAAUAUCGGCCAAACAGAAUCCAAAUUUUUGGACACUCCAUUUUGUAUUUAAUUAAAGAUGCUAAAUAAUCACAAAAUUAUAUCCUGAAUGUAAAAUCAGAUUUCAGAAUUCAAACAAUGGCAGACAGAUUUCUUACCUCCAGCAAUAGCUGUUCUUUUCCCUUCAGUCACUGUCACAGAUGUUACCGCCACAAAAGUGUUCCUGCCUGGUGGACAUAGGAUACUGUCAUAUGAUACUGUAGCCCAUGCAACAAAUGUAAACUUUGACAUUACUA
Molecule: messenger RNA, 2886 nt
Organism: Megalobrama amblycephala (Wuchang bream)
Lineage: Eukaryota; Metazoa; Chordata; Actinopteri; Cypriniformes; Xenocyprididae
Gene: lrtm2b
Product: leucine-rich repeats and transmembrane domains 2b
Exons: 4
Coding region: 706-1953 (415 amino acids)
Cellular component (GO): extracellular matrix
Molecular function (GO): protein binding
Source: RefSeq, a predicted model, not a curated record